AUGCACCUGACGUCCAACAUUACUUUGGUCCUGCUGGCCCUCAUCGCCGCUCUCGCCCUCGCCACGGCACUCCCUCCUCCCCUCCGCGGGCGGUACGUCCCGUCCAUGGCUCCCGGCAGCAGCGACCCCGAAGCGGCCUCCCAGCACGAUGGUGAUGUCGGCGGCGGCGGUUCGCAGAACAGGGUAGUCCUCCCCCACGGCGACGGGGCGGUCAGGUUGCCGGGCGUCAACCACAAGCCCGUCGUGGCGGCAGACGGCGGCGGCGGCGGCGGCGGAGCAGGCAACGGGACGGCGACGACGACCAUCUUUGGGAGGCGCUGCCGGCUGCUCACGCUGCUGGGCGGUGGCAAGAGGGGGCACUCGACGCUGCAGGCGGCCUGUCGCGACGGGGAGGAGGCGACGGGGACGUGGUGGCUCACGAGCUUGAACUUGAACCAGUGCUUGGGCAACGUCGGCGGCCGACUGGUCUUUCAAGAGCGCGGAAACUACGACGAGACGUGCCGGCCGUGCGGUAUUGAGGCGCUGGGCCCGGACGGCCCGGUGAUGAUGCGGUGCGCGUGUGUGCCGGCGCCGGGUCGCGCGCCGACGUUUACGGAGCUGCUUUUGGAUAGUCAAGAGGGCGGCCGGGGUAUCUGGGUGGCUGGCGGGCGACUGGUGUGCGGCGCGCAGCAGGGCACCAAGAGCCCUCGCUAUAUCGCAAGCUCUGGCAUCAAUGAGACUUGA
Cordyceps fumosorosea ARSEF 2679 is the source of this 723-nucleotide messenger RNA. Its product is annotated as Cyanovirin-N. Bases 1 to 723 code for a protein of 240 amino acids. NCBI's taxonomy places the organism in Eukaryota, Fungi, Ascomycota, Sordariomycetes, Hypocreales, Cordycipitaceae. The record is from RefSeq and is a predicted model, not a curated record. The transcript has 3 exons.